AUGGGUCCCCAUCCACUGGGGAGGUUUCGAUGGAUCUCUUUCGUCAACCUGAACAAGAUCCCGCCCACGUCCCAAGCCUUCGGGAUUUGUUUGGGAAAAUGUCUGUCAUGGCCCAGCCCGCCACCACGACACCAUGGGGACAUGGAAUGGGGAGCCGCUCUUGAAGCGACCUGUGCACGGAAAAAGAAGACAAAUGAGAGGGACCCCCGGAAUUUAUCCGUUCCCUCGGGUGAGGAGAGCCAUAUUGUCGGGAAGCAGCCCUUCAUAACUAUCGAGCCAUCUGCUUCAGGAGACGUUAGGCCCCUGAACCCCGUUGACGGGAGGCUGGUCCACACUCUGUACGGUUUAAAACCGUCUUUGUCUGCGUGCCAGGAGCCUGAAAGACAUUAUGCGCGCCGCGGGUCAGUCUGGGACGACCAGUGGUCCAUUACGGUCAAGGUGACCAGAAAGGCGGACAGCCAUGAACUCGACCAGUCAGAUACGAUAUGGAAUGUGUUCAUGGGUUUAAAUCGCAUCGACUUUUCCUUCAUGUCGUUGGUAGGCCUUGUGCAGCCUCUUCUUGAACCUUUCGGUGGCGGGCAACCCUGUUCAAAUAUGCAGACCGCAUUCACGAACCGAAUGCCUGUAAUUAUGGCAUAA
This is a messenger RNA of Fusarium oxysporum Fo47, 639 nucleotides long. RefSeq lists its product as uncharacterized. The transcript has 3 exons. Bases 1 to 639 code for a protein of 212 amino acids. Lineage: Eukaryota; Fungi; Ascomycota; Sordariomycetes; Hypocreales; Nectriaceae. The record is from RefSeq and is a predicted model, not a curated record.